Coprinopsis cinerea okayama7#130 is the source of this 993-nucleotide messenger RNA. Its product is annotated as histidinol-phosphatase. The record is from RefSeq and is a predicted model, not a curated record. Gene Ontology annotation, biological process: L-histidine biosynthetic process. NCBI's taxonomy places the organism in Eukaryota, Fungi, Basidiomycota, Agaricomycetes, Agaricales, Psathyrellaceae. Gene Ontology annotation, cellular component: cytoplasm. Gene Ontology annotation, molecular function: histidinol-phosphatase activity. The transcript has 3 exons. Bases 1 to 993 code for a protein of 330 amino acids.
AUGCCUCACAGUCAUCACUCGCAUUCUGGACAAUUUUGCAAACACGCUUCGGGAAAGCUCGAAGAGGUGGUUCAAGAAGCUAUCAGGCAGAAAUUCCAAGUGUUUGGACUGACUGAACAUGUUCCCCGGUAUCGCAUCGAUGAUCUUUACCCUGAAGAGAGCGACAUGACCUUGGAUGACUUGAUGAACCAAUUCGAAGCCUUUUUAGCUGAAGCUCAUCGACUGAAGGAUCUCUAUGCAUCCCAGAUCACUUUGCUCGUCGGUCUGGAAACAGAACACAUCACUGAAGCUGAUCUUGCUGGCUUGGACCGGAUUCUCGAGAGAUUUGGAGAUCAGGUGGAAUACAUCGUUGGAUCCGUUCAUCAUGUAGACGGGGUGCCGAUAGAUUUCGACCUUCCGACUUACGAAAAGGCACUGGGAAACUUUGCCCCGUCAACCUCGUCCGAUGCGGCCGACGAUCAGCGGACGACAUACGCAAAGUUCUACAGCGCGUACUUUGACGCCCAGUACCAGCUUCUGGAACGAUUCAAGCCGGAGGUCGUUGGCCAUUUUGAUCUUUGUCGACUCUUUGCACCGUCAAUGCGAUUCGCGGAUUUCCCUGACGUAUGGGAGAAGAUUAUCAGGAACAUCAAGUUUUCUGUUUCGUACGGAGCCCUGUUCGAACUGAACGCUGCUGCGUUUAGAAAGAAAUGGGAUACCGCGUAUCCUGGGGAAGAUAUCAUCAGGGUUAUCCUUGGCCACGGCGGACGACUCGCGUUGUCGGAUGACAGUCAUGGACCUCACGCAGUAGGCCUGAACUACCACAGGGCAUAUGACUACCUGAAAUCGGUCGGCGUUUCGGAGCUUUGGUAUCUCACUCGUAGUGACGAACAGAACGCGGGAGGACGAAAAGUGAAGCCUGUGAAGCUAGAAGGAAAAUGGGAGGAACACUCUUUUUGGUCAGGGAUCAAGAACAAGGUCUGUCGAUUCUCACUGCCAACUCGCUAUUCAUAA